GAGGAGAGAAACCAUUUGGCCUGGAACAGUGUUAGAAACGGGGAAGGCAAUUCCGAGCUCAAGCUGACUCGCUAGGGUUUUAGACUUGAGAGAUUCAAUAUUGUUUCUCUCAUAGGGUGAAAUUCAAAUUUGGCAGUGAAAAUGAAUACUAGCGAUUCUCAGAAGGACCCGAAUGCUCUGGAGAAUCGACCCGGGAUCCUUGUGAUUGGAUCUUCCAAUGUUGGCAAACGCACACUCUUAUCCCGAUUGCUCUCUACUGAUUUUGAAGAUGCUUCCGAUUCUGCCUCUGAUGUGUCUGUCCAUGGGUGGACUAUCAAUACCAAGUACUAUACUGCUGAUGUUUCUGUAUGGAUGACUCAUCUUAGUGAUGACUUUUCUGUUCGGAACCUGCCCAUAUCGCACCAAUUGACUGCUUUGGUUAUGGUUUUUGACAUGAACGAUUUAUCUUCUCUAGCUGCACUCCAGGAUUGGGUAUCACGCACUGAUAUUCAAAACUUCGAGAUAUUAUUAUGUAUUGGAAACAAAGUGGACCUGGUUCCAGGUCAUCCAGUUCAUGCUGAAUACAGAAGACGACUACAGAAACUGAAAGACUCUGUUGUUGAUCCUUGCUCUGAGUCCACGGAGUAUGGAAUAUCUGACUCUGAAGGAACUAGUUUAUUGGGGAAUGAAGAUCCAACAUGGGAUUCCAGAAGAUCUCGUUCAGAAUGGUUCACUGAGCAUGGCAUUGAAUUCAUUGAGGCGUGCGCUUCCAAUGCCAAUUUUGACAAAUGCUUGUCUGUUGAUGGUGAUUCACAAGGAGUUGAACGGUUAUUUGGUGCUCUUUCUGCUCAUAUGUGGCCUGGGAUGAUCUUAAAGUCUGGUGAUAAAAUAAGUGAACCAUCAAUACCUCAGAAAGAGUCUUCUUCAGAAGAAUCUGAUUAUGAAUUGGAGUAUGAAGUCCUAUCUGAUGGUUCAGCUGAUCCUCGGGAUGACACAGAACAAAGAUGGGUUUCUGCUACUCCCGUAGAUGCUGGAAAAUCAGUUUCACAAAACAACCCCAUCUCAGAUUCUGAACUCAAAGAUGGAACCAGGUCUGAUAAACAUUUACAACCAUCAACUUCAAGCACUGUAUUGCAGGAUGAGGGUGACAAGGAAGUUGGGGAUUCUGAAGAAGAUGGGGUAUCAGGCAAAGGUCUUGACUUAGAGGAUUUGGAACAGCUAAUGUCAGAGAUAGGCAAUAUGCGUGCUGGCUUAAGACUGAUGCCUGAUUUCCAGAGAAGGGAAAUGGCUGCAAAGUUGGCCUUGAAAAUGGCUUCCGUGUUUGGGGGAGGUAGCGACGAUGAAGAUGAACUGUAGAGAAUAAAUUGUCUUCUGCUUAUGAGAUUCUGAUAGAUGUGUCUGAUGAAUGUCAUUGUUUGGAAUCUUAUAAGCGCCAUCUCUCUUA
Molecule: messenger RNA, 1423 nt
Organism: Neltuma alba
Lineage: Eukaryota; Viridiplantae; Streptophyta; Magnoliopsida; Fabales; Fabaceae
Exons: 6
Coding region: 142-1335 (397 amino acids)
Molecular function (GO): GTP binding; GTPase activity
Source: RefSeq, a predicted model, not a curated record